AUGGAAGGAAGAGAAGAAUUCAAAGCUCCAGCACCACCAGCAAACUUGCAAGCUCCAAAGAGAACUUAUAAAUUUGCAAACAAAGCCAAGAAGGAAAGAGGAGCAAAAUCUCACAUUGAUUUUAUGAGGAUGGCAGACAGUGCUGAGAAUCCUUUUGGGAUAGACAGGAGUGCUGGCUUGAGGCAUUUCACAAUGGAAGAAGUUGAACAGCACAAUAAAGAAGGCGAUGCUUGAAUUAUUUUGAAUGAGAAAGUUUAUGACAUGACUAAAUACAUAGACUAUCACCCAGGAGGGUCUAUUAUCAUGCAAGCUGCAGGAAAAGAUGGAACAGCACUUUACAACAGAUACCACCCGUGGGUCAGUGCAACUGCUAUACUAGGAAAAUUUCAAAUAGGAACGGUCACAGUCAGAAGGAACUUCUUGAUUUAG
Blepharisma stoltei is the source of this 429-nucleotide messenger RNA. The record is from the annotation of a GenBank genome assembly. NCBI's taxonomy places the organism in Eukaryota, Ciliophora, Heterotrichea, Heterotrichida, Blepharismidae.